AUGGAGCGUCUGAACGUCCGGUCCCUGUCCUGUCUGCAGCCGGUCGUCUCUCUGGUGCGUCUGCCCUGCCCAACACCAGCUGGGCUCCACAAUAACACUUCCUGUUUACAUCGUCCUCAACAGAAUGGAUUCAGACACCAUGAGGAAAACAUUUUGGAGAUAAAAGAAGAGACUCUUCAGUGCGAUCUCAUCCAAACAGAAACCUCUCAGCCCUCCUGGACUGAGCCGUACUGUCCCGACCUCUCGCCCUCCAGAGAGCCAGAGAGGGACUCCGGCUUUGACUGUGACUCUAAUCCGGAUCAGCCGUACAUCCUGUUAGACUCUGGAUCUGAGGAAUGGGACCUGGACGUGAAAACAGAGUCAGAAACAUUUUAUCUGGAUCCAGAUCUAGAGCACUGCCUGGUGAUCGAACUGGAUCCAGAAGAACCAGAAGAAGCUGAGCCGGAUCUGAAGCUGGAGGAAGAAGCAGAAGAAGCUGAGCCGGAUCUGAAGCUGGAGGAAGAAGCAGAAGCUGAACCGGAUCUGAAGCUGGAGGACGAAGCAGAAGCUAAGCCGGAUCUGAAGCUGGAGGAAGAAGCAGAAGCUGAGCCGGAUCUGAAGCUGGAGGACGAAGCAGAAGAAGCUGAGCCGGAUCUGAAGCUGGAGGAAGAAGCAGAAGUGAAAUGUGAAGAAGUACAAAUGGACGAUCUUUGUUGCUCGCAGGAAGAGGAGGAAGUGUCAUCGCUGCAGACACCUGGACCUUUAGGAGUGGAGGAGAGCGAAGACUUCUGCGGUGUUUGUCUGAACGGAGGAGAGCUGCUCUGCUGCGACCGCUGCCCCAAAGUCUUCCACCUGAUCUGUCACAUACCUCCACUCACCUGCUUCCCUCUAGGGGACUGGGUGUGUUCGCUGUGCAGAACUGAGCAGGAUCCUGAAGAGAGCUACGCCUGUGAGAAGCAGCCCUCCUGUGGGGGAGUCAGAGCUCCGUACACCCUCUCCCCCCAGGACCAGAGGAGGUGUGAGAAGUUGACUCUGCUGUUGUACUGUCACACACUCAGCGCCCCGUUUCAUGAACCUGUCAGCACGCUGGCCAGAAACUACUACCAGAUCAUCCGGAGGCCCAUCGACCUGUCGCUGAUCCGCAGGAAACUGGACAAGAGCAACACUCUACACUACUUCAGCGCCGAGCAGUUUGUGGACGACGUGCUGCUGAUGUUCAAGAACUGCUCCAGGUUCAAUUACCCCGACUCAGAGGUGGCUCAGGCCGGUCGCAGUCUGGAGGAGUUUUUCUCAAGCAAACUGAAGGAGACUUUCCCCGACCGGACGUUCCCAUCGACCAGCCUCCAGCGAGCCGGCAGAGCUGAGCUUCUGAGGGUCUGCAGGAGGAGGAAGGAGGACCAGAGGAGGAGGAGACACGUGUUCAGCGGGAAGAAAUACUACCUGUAACUCGUUUUGAUCAUAAAGCUGCCCUGAAGCCUUUUUCUUUUUUACUAAUGGAGAGAAUCUUGAACAGGAGUUCUUUAUUUAUUUUGAAAAAAAUCACAAUCAUUUGUACUUUUUGUAUCAUAUUUUUGCUCUGUUUUCAGAUAUUUUCACAGAAUUCCCUUUAGAUAUUCACAUUAUUUUAUCCAAUAUAAUUGAAAGCCAUUAUGUGUGAUCCGGAUCUUAUCUUUUACAGCAGCUAAAGCUAAAGUAAGGAUGUAAAAAACUACUUUUUCCAACGUGUAAAAUCUUAAUUCUUGUACCUGGGGUUUAUGACCAUUGGCUUACUAACGUUUUUGUAUUGUUUGAUUAAAUUGAACAUCAACCAAUGUCACAUACAAUGUUAAGAAUAACAGAAACAAAGCAGACGCUGUU
Notothenia coriiceps (black rockcod) is the source of this 1836-nucleotide messenger RNA. The record is from RefSeq and is a predicted model, not a curated record. NCBI's taxonomy places the organism in Eukaryota, Metazoa, Chordata, Actinopteri, Perciformes, Nototheniidae.